Peromyscus californicus insignis is the source of this 10542-nucleotide messenger RNA. It is a transcript of the gene Mitf, whose product is annotated as melanocyte inducing transcription factor. NCBI's taxonomy places the organism in Eukaryota, Metazoa, Chordata, Mammalia, Rodentia, Cricetidae. Gene Ontology annotation, cellular component: nucleus. Bases 6535 to 7794 code for a protein of 419 amino acids. The transcript has 9 exons. Gene Ontology annotation, biological process: melanocyte differentiation; regulation of transcription by RNA polymerase II. Gene Ontology annotation, molecular function: protein dimerization activity; RNA polymerase II cis-regulatory region sequence-specific DNA binding; DNA-binding transcription factor activity, RNA polymerase II-specific. The record is from RefSeq and is a predicted model, not a curated record.
GUAGCAGUAACAGUAGCAGGUUUCAUAUGUUUCAACAUCCCCACUAUUGAAAUGGAUGGGCUGACUUGGUGAGCAUGCUAACUGUGGACUGUUUGCUGUGUAGACAGUUUUAUAGACAGGUAGAGAUGAGUCCAGUAGUCAGAGGGGUCUGUGAUGGGGCUUUAUAAUCACAAGACUGACUUGUAUCACUAGGGCUGAGUGUAGAUAGUAGCAAUCAAGCUUGAGCCUUUGUAGAUAAGAUGAGGAAUAUGAGAAACCAGCAAAACCGGCUCAGAAGUCAUGAUGGAGGAGAGAAGGCCCACUGAUUGUGGUGAAUUGGGCACCAAAUAAAGAAUGUGAACUAAGCCUUCUUGCUGUGGCUGCAUCAUGCAAGGCUUGUUCACACCUGGGGCUUCUGUCCUUGCCUGGGUGGCUCCUUCUGCUGAUAGGCCAGUACUUACCAACUUCAGACCUGCAUUUAAACCUCACAGUCUCUCUGGGUCCCUUUCUUAAAUAACUUCUGAAGGCUUAGUUUUCUGGUUCUUAGCUGGGACAAAAGCAGUUAUUUGUUGGAUGAAUAGAGGACAUACAACUUUUUGAUGGAAGCAAGAGUUUCAGUGAAAACACUGAAGUCUUAUGAUCAGAUCAGGAUGUAGUGUUUUCCCUGCACCAACUAUAUCCGCGUUUGUUGGAAGCUUGUUGGGAAUACAGAUUGCUUUUAGACAUAUUUUACCCCACCCCUAUGGAUUCACACUCUGCGUUCAACAGCGUCCCUCAGUGAUCUGCACGUGCAUAGUCUUGUAUUUAGUUAUCUAGUAUGGCAGGCAGAUAAAUGAGUAUCUGUCGAUGGCAACAACCUUUUAAACAAAGGUGCUAAAACUAUCAAAAGCAGAUCUCUUUAAGAGUUGUUUUGGGUAUUCAUUCAGAAAUGGUCUUUGUGUUGCCAGGCGCAAAAGAGACUCAGCCCAGUAUUGCUGGCUGUAGCCUGGGGAGUUUCCCCAAAGGUUUUCUACUCAGAGGAGACCAGAACCUUGACUUCUUACCCCAAAUCAAUUUCAGAAAGAGUUGCUGUGAAGCAAAACAGGGGUUUACAAAGAGGUAGCGUGGGCUGUGGAUUUAAAAGCACAUGUGUGUGUGUUGGGGGGCGGUUGUGUAUCUUAGUAGCCGUAUUGUGGUAUUUUAGCCAUUGAAAUUACAUCAUCCAAAGGGUAUAAUUUGCAACUGGAUUCAAUGAUUAAGCUAACUUCUUAAAUGGAGUUGAAAACAUAAGCUGGGCUACGUGUUUCUCUUGCAGUAUCUCUCCUAUAAUGGAACUGUUAACGUGGUGUCUGAGGUGUUCAGCUUUAGGGAUGAGAGAGUCAUCGCUGAUAAGGCCAAACUCAAAAGUCACGUAUGUUUUUUUCCUCAAGCGUGGCUCUUAGCUGUUCCAGCUCUCUUGGAAGGACCUCUCAGAAGAGGAUCAUUGUCUCUGCUUGCAAUCUUCGUAGCAGCACUGAUGUUAUCAGCCUGCUGAAACUCUUUCCCUCCUGCUUAUUUUCUUAGUGCUUUAGGAAUUCAUCCAACGUAUUUUGAUCAUACUCACCGCCUAACUCCUCCAGGGACACCACACCCUUCCCGCCAACCCAGCUUUGUGUCCCUUUUUAUUUUCUUAUUGAAGUCAUUAAGUCCAAUUUGUGCUGCCCAUGUACUCAUGGACAUGCAGCCUUCCAUUGCUUAACCUCUUUACUCAGCCACCGAGAAACAUAAACCAGAUCCUAGAGUGGAUGCUACUUUCCACGUUCCCUUUAUCCUUCCUGUCUUUCUAACCUGUUCCAUCAACUGAAAAACAGAAGUGUAUGUAGAAACCUUGAAGGCUCUGUUGUAGUAUCAUUCAAGUGGCUUCUUUAUGAAACGUGAUUUGAAUUGACUCACUCCAGGAUAGAUUAUAAAAUACAUUUUGGUACACUGUUGAGCACAUGAGAGACAUUUGUGAAUGAAUGCACACAACUUCAUUUUUCUAUAUUUUAAAAUAUAUUGGUAUUUAAUAACACUCAUGUAACAACUGAAGCAAUGAAUAUAUCAAAAUGUUAAUAUAAUAAUGCUUAAAAUUUUAACCCUUAUUUUUAUUUGUGAGUGUUUUGCCUGUAUGUAUGUCUGUGCAUGCAAUGCCUGAGAAGGCUGAAGAGGGCAUUGGAUCCCCAGGGACUGGAGUUAUGGAAGAUUGUGAGUGGCCAUGAGGGUGCUGGGAAUCGACCCCAGGUCCUCUAGAAGAGCAGCCAGUGCUCUUAACCACUGAGCAAUCUCUCCAGUCCCAAAAUACAUUUUUAUGAGGUUUCUAAAUACUGUUUAUCCUAAAACCAAAGCAUUCAUCCCUCUUACUUCAUAAUAGGUACAUUGUUUUAUAGGUCCUUAGCUAGGGAAAACAGGCUUACUAGGAUUUUUUUUUUUAAAAAAAAGCUGUAUAUUAUUUAUUAUAACAUUAGAAUUUUAGGGAAAAAAAGUUCUUCAUUCUUUGUGUAUACAGUUAUACCCCAUUGCUCUGAUUCCAGCUGCCUACAGAGAAACACAGAAAGCUACCUGUAUACUUCCAUGGCCUCCUUCCUUGUUACUGCGUAGGCAUAUAAGGGUGGCACAUUGGCCACCCUAAUAAAUUUCCAUGUAAAAACCAGUAUGAGCAGAAUGAUAAUAGAGGGUGUGAUGAAUAACAAGUGACCGGAUGACAAUCCUUCUGAUAGCUCUUUAUAAUUUGCUGAACACAAGAAUAAAUUCCCUCCCCAAACUUGAGAAAACAAAACCUUAAUAUUUUGUUGCCUUUCCAAACAAAAAUAAAAUCAACUAUAAACUGAAAGGAUUGUGGGAAUUUUCAGUGGAUUUGUUCAAAUUCAGAAUAGCAAAGGGGGAGGGGAAGAGAAGCCAUGAUGGGUCAGAUGAGAUGUAUGUGCCCCAGUGAGUUCUUUAGUUAGCUAGCAUGGUGGUAUCUGUGGCCGCCAUCUUGCAUUGACCAGUCAUGGCUGAAUGAAGGUAAAUAGCCUGCCAGUGUCACCAGGGAGUGGCAGAGCUACCCUGUGAUGGUCAGGAAGGCAUCCAUUCCAGCUCUGCAAGCAGUUCAGGAUCUUAAUGAAGACAGGGCAGCAGGAGAGGAACCAGAACCAAGACAAUUGAGAUCCCAUGGAUGUUCAUGUGGACAGCUAAUAUGAAAUGUAAAUGAUGUCAGUGUAUACUGUAUUGUGGUAAAAGUUUAGAAUAUCAUAGUCUUACCUUGUGAUUUGGACUUCAAAUGCUCAGAAGCACUCAAUUUUUGCACCACAUUUUCUUUACUCGGGCUUUUACUUUAAGGCCUAUAGAGCCUCCUAAGGAUGGUAUAAAGGAGUGAGAACAGAGUAGGAUCUUUCCCCAGCAUCUUCAGGAUGAGAAGAGCCGGGUACACAGAGGUUAGACCUGUUCACAGUGGUGUGCAACCCAGCUGGGAUGAUGCUAGAGUAACCAUGUUCUACAUCAGUGAUGCAGGAUGAGAAGAGCCGGACACACAGAGGUUAGAUCUGUUCACAGUGGCGUGCAACCCAGUGUGAUCAGGACUCUCCAGGACCCUCAAAGUGUUUCCACAAGAUGAAAACUAAUUUUAUACUAAUACUAAGAAACCCCCCCCCCCACACACACACACACUCCUCCCAAUGGUAUAGAAGUAUGUAGUAUCUCAGGAAGUCGUCAUUGCUAUGCUAGCAUGUGACCUUCUGUUUUCAAAAGCUUCCCAUUUUCAUGCUAAGCUGGUGAAUAUUGAUAGAAUUCAUGGAAACACAGCAAUUUGGAAGAGCUUAAGGCCCCCAUGACAAAAAGCUUUGGGGACUGCUGUUUCUGAUAUUUGAUGGGCUUUUGUCUGACACUGAAAACAGGUUGUAAUAAGCCCUUAUCAUCCACAUUUGUACAUGAGGACUCGAAGGUCUGGAGAAGUUAAGGGCUUGCUUAGUCAUUGGUGCUGUCAGAGUCUGAGCCUGGAUAUCCGGUCCUCGGCUCCUUUUCUCACCACGUGAUCAGGCACCCAGCCUCUCAGGGAAUUUCCAGGAAACACUGAGAUUUGAGCACUAACUUCUCAGAAGAACAACUUCUCUGAACCGAACCAUCCUCCAGGGCAUGCCUGUAAGAUCCUGUCCAGAGACACGGAGACAGAAAACACACCCCUGUGGUUUGCUGCCUUGGUCCACUCCCAAUGUACCUACUUUGUCUUGUGGUACAUGAAGAAUAGAACACUGAGCUGGGUGGUGGCGGCGCACGCCUUUAAUCCCAGCACUCGGGAGGCAGAGCCAGGCAGAUCUCUGUGAGUUCAAGGCCAGACUGGUCUACAGAGUGAGAUCCAGGACAGGAACCAAAACAACACAGAGAAAGCCUGUCUUGAAAAAAACAAAAACAAAAGAAAGAAAGAAAGGAAGAAAGAAAGAGAGAACACUGAUUUUUUGUUUUUAAUUUAAAAUAUUUCACUUCAAAAAUUUAACACCAUUAGCCACCCUUGAAAAUUUGGGUGACUAAGCUGUAUAGAUAGGUGUACCCAUAGAGCAGGUCAGCUGCAGCCUAAAUCUGCUGUUUCUGCUUCUUUUAGAAGUGAGUGGCUUCCAGUGUCCUCAGACCUCGCUGUUCCCUAUGACCUUAUCCACAGCUGUGUCCUUCACCUGUGUGUGGUGUCUCGGUUGGGAAUACCUGCUGGUGCUCUGUCUGCAGCUUCGCAUUGUCAGGCUGUCUCUCCUGCUCCCUCAGCCCCUGCUGUGUGUGCCUGAGGCCCUCCCUCAGUCACUAUCCACCAUUUUUAUCUAGGCCCGGACUCUCACUGCAGCCCAUUUGGGUAGCCUGGCUGGCCAGUGAGUCCCAGGACCUGUCUGCCUUCACGCCUGCAGUGCUGUUGGGCUUACAAGUGGCACCUUGCUAUUUUAUGUGGCUUCUAGGGAUUGAACUCAGCUCCUCACGCUUGAGCAGCAGACACUGGACUCACUGAGCCAUCUCCCGAGCUCUGCCGUCUUAACUUACUUGAAAAUCCAAAUGAACUGAUAGAAAUGUUGCAAAGGAAAAUUUCACUCUGCUUCCAAACUUGAGUGUAGUAAAGGCCCCUGGAAGUGCCGGCUAGAGAGUCCCUUCCUUACUAAAGCAUCACAUUCUGAUUCAUUAAAGAAAGCAGCUCUGCCAGUGAAUUAAUGCUUAUUUUUAAAUGUGCAGCCCAGUCUCUUUUUUAAGGGGAGUAGUGAAAUAAGCACAUUCCGCUCACUGCCCUCAUUUCGUGUUUAUUUUGGUACCGUCUAUUGUCCUCAUCAUUAUCGUGUCUGGACCCUUUUACAAAACUGGAAAUGCCUGUGAACCUCAGCGUGCAGCGUCAGACAGGUUCGAGAUGGUCAGCCAAAAGUACUUCUGUGGCCACAGCGUUUGGAAUAAAUGGAAAGGAUUGCAAAUAUUUAUGUUUAAAAUACUAUCACCCCAUUUCAACAGUAAGCAGCAUUUACCCCAAUUUCUAAAUAUAGAUCUGUCUCUUUUCUCCUUUUGCUUCACCCUGGAGAGUAAAUUGUUUCAUAGAAAUCAUAUCUCUAUUCUGAUUGCUCAUGGUGAAUGUCCUAUGAUUUACAUGUUUAGCAUAUAAUAACAGUAGAUAAUGGAAUGGACAGAUGGAAAGACCAAAAAUGCAUCAACUAUGGGUCAUGAUGAUUUAUUCUCUUCUUGCUCCAUGGGUUGUAUCACAGUUUCCGGUAAGAAUCUCCAUGCUUCCUAGUUUGAGGGUUAGCUGACAAAGGCGGUUUUUGUUUGUUUGUUUUCUUUCUAUGUGAGUAUAAACCCAAGUCUCUGUCUUUGUCUGUCUGUCUCAUUCUCUCUCUCUCUCUCUCUCUCUCUCUCUCUCUCUCUGUUGCACAGAAUAGCUCCCCUGCUUGCUGCCUGGAGGUCAGGAGGCAGGUUUCACAUCUACCUAGUUCAAAAUAAGCUGUCCAUUGAGACCGGGGUGCAAGAUAAAGCCAGAGUUGGAGAGUGUCUUCCAUGCUAAAAGCCCACCUCCUGGCUGUCAUACACGGCGUCAUUAUUUGGCCGUUAGGGAAGUCUCAUGUGUGACGGUAGCUUUUAGGCAAUGUCUGCUCUGAAGGGGGCAUCCAGCUCUUAACCUAUUGCUGAAAGAGAAACACCAUUGUCCAUUAAUACUACUGGAACGAAAGAUGAAUGGUGAAUCGGCCUUGAUCUGACAGUAAGCUUGACUUUGAUAGCUCAUCCUUUAAAAAGAUUCUUUUAUAUCUAUGAAAAAAAGCAUGACGUCAAGCCAGGGGGAAAACUGAUAUCAAUAUUUAAGCCCAAACUAGUAGGAAUUAAAAAAAAAAAAAGUCCCCUGUGAGAGAACUGAGAGAACAGCUUUUUUUUUUUUUACACGCAUAACUAAUUAGCUUGGGUUAUUAUAAGCUGUGCUGCUGUGAUAAUGUUUCCGGCCGUGGCUCGGGAUGCCUUGUUUAUGGUGCCUUCUCUAGGCCAGUCGCUCUUCGAAUGGGAAUUACAGAAAGCAGAGGGAGGAGAAAAAAGUAGUCUGGCCUGUCUCCUUGGUGUGGGGCCGCCUGAGACGUUGCUAUGCUGGAAAUGCUAGAGUACAGUCACUACCAGGUGCAGACCCACCUGGAAAACCCCACCAAGUACCACAUACAGCAAGCCCAGAGGCACCAGGUAAAGCAGUACCUUUCUACCACUUUAGCAAAUAAACAUGCCAGCCAAGUCCUGAGCUCGCCAUGUCCAAACCAGCCUGGCGACCAUGCCAUGCCACCAGUGCCGGGGAGCAGCGCACCCAACAGCCCCAUGGCUAUGCUCACUCUUAACUCCAACUGUGAAAAAGAGGCCUUUUAUAAGUUUGAAGAGCAGAGCAGGGCAGAGAGCGAGUGCCCAGGUAUGAACGCGCACUCUCGAGCGUCGUGCAUGCAGAUGGAUGAUGUAAUUGAUGAUAUCAUCAGCCUGGAAUCAAGUUAUAAUGAAGAAAUCUUGGGCUUGAUGGAUCCGGCCUUGCAAAUGGCAAAUACGUUACCUGUCUCUGGAAACUUGAUUGACCUGUACAGCAACCAGGGCCUGCCACCCCCGGGCCUGACCAUCAGCAACUCUUGUCCAGCCAACCUCCCCAACAUAAAAAGGGAGCUCACAGCGUGUAUUUUCCCCACAGAGUCUGAAGCAAGAGCAUUGGCUAAAGAGAGGCAAAAAAAGGACAAUCAUAACUUGAUUGAACGAAGAAGAAGAUUUAACAUAAAUGACCGCAUUAAAGAACUAGGUACUUUGAUUCCCAAGUCAAAUGAUCCGGACAUGAGGUGGAACAAGGGAACCAUUCUAAAGGCCUCCGUGGACUACAUCCGAAAGUUGCAACGGGAACAGCAACGUGCAAAGGACCUUGAAAACCGACAGAAGAAGCUGGAGCAUGCUAACCGGCACCUGCUGCUCAGAGUACAGGAGCUUGAGAUGCAGGCUAGAGCACAUGGACUUUCCCUUAUCCCAUCCACUGGUCUCUGCUCGCCUGAUCUGGUGAACCGCAUCAUCAAGCAAGAGCCGGUUCUUGAGAACUGCAGCCAGGAACUUGUCCAGCACCAGGCAGACCUGACGUGUACAACGACCCUGGAUCUCACGGACGGUACCAUCACCUUCACCAACAACCUUGGCACCAUGCCGGAGAGCAGCCCGGCCUAUAGCAUCCCCAGGAAGAUGGGCUCCAACUUGGAAGACAUCCUGAUGGACGAUGCCCUCUCGCCAGUUGGCGUCACCGACCCGCUGCUGUCGUCAGUGUCCCCAGGAGCUUCUAAAACGAGCAGCCGGAGGAGCAGUAUGAGUGCAGAAGAAACGGAGCAUGCGUGUUAGCGAGCCCACCCUGCUCUGCCUCUGCGCAAACUGCUUCCUCUCUUCUUCAGUAGACUCCAUAACUUACCUGAAGAGAUUUUCUUGAUAAUUUUCCUUUAAUAUGAAUUUUUCAUGCUUUAUCAGUAGCCCAGGAUAUAUUUUAUUUUUAGAAUUUUGUGAGCCAGACUUGUAUAUUCUAUUUUACAACUGCAAAGGCCUCCAAAGUAUUGUACCAUCAGCGUGCAGUAUCUGUGAACUGAUUUCUCGAAGUGUGAGCUUUCUGAGCAAGGGGACAUUUGCUUCAGAGAAGUGUCUGUCCGUUUUCAUUCAGGGGAAAACUAAACUUGGUGUGAGCUUUGUCUGUCUGUGACCUCCUUGGAAACUAACAUGUAAAGUUUAAUUACAUGAAUGUAAAGAAACCAAAAGAAGAAAACGAAGAUGAUGAUGAUAAAAAGAAAAAAAAGUGGAAAAGACAUCCAAGCCCUCUCCACGUCAUAAAUGCAUUGAUUCUCUGGUACUGCCUUAAAGACACAGGGUCCUCCCAGUAGCAGUUAUCUUUGUACUGAAAACUACUCAAAAGAAGAUACCUUCCAUAAAGACAAAUAUAUCAGUCAUUUUCAUGAGGAUUGUCUGGUUAGAAAAUGUAACUUAUGCUAACCCAAACUGAAGGGCGAUAUUAGACCGAGGCAUGGAACAUAGGACCUAACCUUUCUGGCUUUUAUUGGGCGCAGUUACAGUUUUCCUCAUAAAUAAGUGUGAUUCAAUUUUUCAUAAGAUGUGUUUUAUUUUGAAAUGAAAAUGAAUGUCCUCUCUGAGAAAAAUAUCAAGGAGCACCGGAAGUUUGCUUCAUUUUUCUUUUUCAUUUUUGCUUUUGAUAAAGAGCCGAACUGGGCGCAUUUCUAAUUGGCUUUACUAUUUUUAUUUUUAAAUUAUGUUUUAGUCAUUUUGAUGGUAUAGAUUCUUUAUUAUCAUCCUUUUUUUCAAUGUUUGUAUUAAUUUGUAAGAAUAUGCAUCUUGAAAUGGUGAGUUUUCGAUAUUUUUACAACUCACUGGUAGUUCUCGGCAUUCUUUGUACACCAUGAAAGACUACUUUUACGCAAGUCUUGUGUUCAAAGAGAGCUUUGCAAAUAUUUUGUAUAUCCCAGUAUCACUUGAAACUGUUUUUCAACACAUUUAAGGUAUAGUAUUAAUAGGUUAAAAACCAGGCUUUCUAGAAAAAAAUACUUACUUAUGCAUUUCUAGGAUAUGAAAAUAACUAUAUUCUUGAAGACUGAUAACCACAGCAUUUACUAUGCCCACAGUGGUCAUUUAAAUUGAGAUUUAUUUCAGUAAACUGGCUGGAUUCUUUUUAAAGAGGGAAAUACUGUAUUGGCAAAUUACUUGAUAACAAUGUUUAAACGAAGUGGCAACAUUGUAAAGUUAGUUUCUGUGCAUUACCUACUUGCGUAGCCCUAUGCAAUAACUGUAGAGUUACACGUAUCAAGUCUAUAUGUUUUAUACAGAUGAUAUAUAGUGUUACAUGCCAGGCUGCUGAAUGGAAUUUCUCAGUAGCAACCUAUGAUUGGAUAGUGAGUGGCAUAAAGCAUAUCCUUUCAGAAUGAAGUGCCUUAAAUAUCUCCGCCGUCUUUUUUGGACCAGCACUGACUGAUCUGUAAAGUAAGAAAGUUUCAAGAUGGUAUCUGGAGUGAAGAGAGAAGAUGUAGCAUGGUGCCUCUGUAGACAUUCUAAGAGCUUCCAAUUUCCCUUCAGAUAUUUUUAAUAUGAAAUAUAUUUUACUGACAGUGCCAAAUUCUUUCAUCAGAAAACCUUUUUCAGGAAGGUUUUUUUCUUCUUCUUUUUUUUUUAAAGUGUUUAAACGUCAAAUGUGAAUUGGUGAUGGGUGAUGGAGAGAUCCAGGAGGAGUGAUUGUCAGAUGGAUGAAUGGAUGGCUUUGGUGAGAAUUGUCAAGUGUGCGGUUCCCAUGCAUGUUGGGUAGUGCAAAUCCUUGGAAACACUGAUGAUGCUAUACAGUCUUGUAGCUUUAUUACUUAAGGGGGUAGGGAAAAUAAGUUCCCAUUCUUUCAACCUCCUUAAGUGUGUGACUUUUCCUAGAAUAGAAAUGCAAAUGUGCAUGAACAGAUAAUUGUACCAUAGUGUUCACCAAUACAAUCAUAGCAUUGUCUGUUUUUCUCUUCAUAUUUGUGGCGGGGGGAGGGAGGGCUGGAUGCAGAAAUUGAAGAUCGCAAUGCUAUGAUUCUAGUUUUUCUUAGUUGAUUCUGACAUUUUUUUUUCUUUUUAAAUAAUUGAACAAGGUUUCACAAGGUUGACUAACCCACGGCUGAGUGACUAUGGCCAAGGCAGAGCGACUUUCUAGAAAGCUUUGUUGGGAGAAAGUAUGGCAUAUUGCACCGCCCCCCUGAUUUGUAACCUCGUGGGCUUGUCAUCACAGCCUUCCCUAGCGCCUUCGUCAGAAGACACAGCCUCUGGGAGAGGCAGGCAAGCAAUUUGGAGGCUGCCACGGGGGGGUGGUUUUAUUUAUUUCUUUUGUGCCAGCGAGAAUGUGGAUUCUUUCAGGGACCGGUUAAGCUAAGAGGCAGUAUUUUUGCUCACUGUUCUUAAGGAAAGAAAGAUCCAUGCCACUCCCCCACCCCUGGGUGCAGAAUUGUGACUCAGGGUUGUACCUCCGUUUGGAGUGCUCAAUAUACCAAAAUUAUCUACCAUCCUCUGGGUAACAUAAUGGAAAUACCAAACCUUCUAACUUUGCCAAAAAACAACAACAACAAAAACUAC